CGUCGCAGUCGCUACGUUUUUUCAUUUUCUCCAACAUUGGGGAGAGCAUGACCCUUUCCCAGCCAGUCCCCAGUUUCUCUUUUCCAGCACCUCAACUCACUAAAAGCUGUCGAAGCAUCAGCCUGGCGCCAUGCUGAGCAGCUGUCUCCGAUCCUCGAGCAGCCAGCUCCUCAGAGCUAGCUGCCGUACCUCGAAAUGUCUUUCCCAAACCUCGAGAUGUUUCUCCAUUAGCGCCGCUCGUCGUCCUCUCGCCCUCGCCUCCCAGAAGAGGUAUUCCUCCUCCACCACCACUACCACCACCACUACGGCCCCCUCGCCUAACGACAACUUCCUGUCCGGUAACACUGCUAACUACAUCGACGAGAUGUAUCUGCAGUGGAAACGGGACCCGGAGAGUGUCCAUGUGUCAUGGCAGGUUUACUUCAAAAACAUGGAGAGUGGCGACAUGCCUAUUGAGCAGGCCUUCACUCCCCCUCCUACCCUUGUUCCUAGUGCAACUGGUGGUGUUGGGCCAGCUGUGGGCAUGGGAGUUGGACAGGGAUCUGACGUUAUGAACCAUCUGAAAGUGCAGCUGCUAGUCCGUGCCUACCAGGCUCGAGGACACCACAAGGCCAACAUUGACCCUCUUGGUAUCCGUAACGAGCCUAGAGGUUCUGCGAAUACUGAGAUCAAAGAGUUAUCCCUCGACCACUAUCAGUUUACCGAGAAGGAUCUCGACAAGGAGUUCACGCUGGGACCGGGUAUCCUCCCGCGCUUCAAGCGAGAGGGUCGGGAUAAGAUGACUCUUCGUGAGAUCAUUGCUGCUUGCGAGAAGGUCUACUGUGGGUCAUACGGUGUUGAAUUCAUUCAUAUCCCUGAUAGGGCUAAAUGCGACUGGCUGAGAGAGCGCGUCGAAGUUCCCCAACCUUUCAAGUAUUCCUUUGACGAGAAGCGCCGAAUUCUCGACCGUUUAAUCUGGAGUUCUAGCUUCGAGUCCUUUUUGGCUACCAAAUAUCCCAAUGACAAGCGAUUCGGUCUGGAGGGUUGUGAGACUCUCGUACCCGGAAUGAAGGCCCUCAUCGACCGAAGUGUCGACUACGGCGUAAAGGAUAUUGUCAUCGGAAUGCCCCACCGUGGUCGUCUUAACGUGCUCAGCAACGUAGUCCGCAAGCCGAACGAGUCUAUCUUCAGCGAAUUCGCUGGUACUGCUGCUGCUGAAGAUGAAGGCUCUGGUGAUGUCAAAUACCAUCUAGGUAUGAACUUCGAACGUCCUACACCGUCCGGAAAGCGAGUUCAGCUUUCUCUCGUCGCCAACCCCUCGCAUUUGGAAGCCGAAGACCCGGUCGUGCUAGGAAAGACCCGAGCCAUCCAGCACUACAACAAUGACGAAUCGACGCACAGGACCGCCAUGAGUGUCUUGCUACACGGUGAUGCCGCUUUUGCUGCUCAGGGUAUAGUAUACGAAUGUCUUGGAUUCCACGCCCUGCCGGCUUUCUCGACCGGCGGAACGAUUCACUUGGUUGUUAACAACCAGAUUGGUUUCACUACUGACCCUCGAUUUGCUCGUUCGACCGCGUACUGUACGGAUAUUGCCAAGGCUAUUGACGCCCCUGUCUUCCACGUGAAUGCCGAUGAUGUUGAGGCUGUUAACUUUGUCUGUCAAUUGGCCUCAGAUUGGCGCGCCGAGUUCCAAUCCGACGUCGUCAUCGAUCUUAUCUGCUACCGAAAGCAUGGUCACAACGAGACGGAUCAGCCUUCCUUCACCCAACCCCUGAUGUACAAGCGCAUUGCUGCGAAGGAACCUCAGAUCAACAUCUAUGUGGACAAGCUGAUUAAGGAGGGCACUUUCACGAAGGAGGAUAUCGAGGAGCACAAGCAAUGGGUCUGGAACAUGCUAGAGGAGAGCUUCGCCAAGUCUAAAGAUUAUCAGCCAACAUCCAAGGAAUGGACUACAUCUGCCUGGAACGGCUUCAAGUCCCCCAAGGAGUUGGCAACUGAGGUUCUACCGCAUAUGCCCACCAAUGUUGACCGGAAGACUCUAGCGCACAUUGGUGAGGUUAUUGGUUCUGUUCCCGAAGACUUCCAUCUUCACCGCAACCUGAAGCGUAUCCUACAAAACCGCACCAAGUCGGUUCUUGAGGGCAAGAACAUUGACUGGUCGACCGCUGAAGCGCUCGCUUUUGGUUCGCUCGUCACUGAGGGUCACCAUGUUCGUGUCUCCGGCCAGGAUGUGGAGAGAGGUACCUUCUCUCAGCGUCAUGCCGUCUUCCACGACCAAGAAAACGAGAAUACAUACACGCCUCUACAGCACGUCAGCAAGGACCAGGGCAAGUUCGUCAUCUCUAACUCGUCGUUGAGCGAGUACGGUGCUUUGGGUUUUGAGUACGGCUACUCGCUGUCCUCACCUAAUGCGCUGGUCAUGUGGGAGGCUCAAUUCGGUGAUUUCGCCAACAACGCUCAAUGUAUUGUUGACCAGUUUAUCGCCUCUGGUGAAGUCAAGUGGAUGCAGCGAACCGGUUUGGUCAUGUCUCUUCCCCACGGUUAUGACGGACAGGGCCCUGAGCACUCUUCUGGACGUAUGGAGCGAUAUCUACAGCUCUGCAACGAAGACCCACGUGUAUUCCCAUCGAAGGAGAAGCUCGAACGCCAGCACCAGGAUUGCAACAUGCAGAUUGCGUGCAUGACUACGCCUGCUAACCUGUUCCACAUUCUUCGUCGCCAGAUGCACCGACAAUUCCGAAAGCCUCUCGUUAUUUUCUUCUCCAAGUCGCUACUACGACACCCUCUAGCCCGCUCAGAUAUCGAGGAGUUCAGCGACCCUGAUGCACACUUCAAGUGGAUUAUCCCUGAUCCCGAGCACGAGACUGGCAACAUCAAGUCGCCUGAGGAAAUUGACCGAGUCAUCCUCUGCAGCGGUCAGGUGUGGGCGGCCCUUCACAAGUACCGCGCCGACAACAAGAUCGACAAUGUUGCAUUCACUCGAAUUGAGCAACUCAACCCCUUCCCGUGGGAGCAACUUAAGGAGAACCUAGACAUGUACAAGAACGCCAAGACCAUUGUCUGGGCCCAAGAGGAACCCCUGAACGCUGGUGCAUGGAGCUUCACCCAACCUCGUAUCGAGACUCUCCUGAACAAAACCCAGUACCACGACCGCAAGCACGUCAUGUACGCAGGCCGAAACCCUUCGGCAUCUGUCGCCACUGGUCUAAAGGUUGUUCACAAAAAGGAAGAGGAGGAAUUACUAGAGAUGGCGUUCACCGUGACGCAGGAUAAGCUAAAGGGCGAGUAAAGGGAAAGGAAACCUAAAAGAGAAGUAUAGCAUUAACAUGAGGACGGGGCGAGCAUUUAUUAUUUUCCAAGUUUUUGUAAUUUAUCUUGUGUAUAAAGCGGCCUCGGGGAUCAUAAGCGAGGCUACAUAGAGGGGCGGCUGCUAAUGGGUUUUCCGAGUACCGUAAUGAAUGAUUUUGAACCUUCAAAACCCUGAGUUGUCCUUGUCCUCGUUCUUUAUCCGACGCCGAGUGUAACGAACUGCGUAGAUGUGCAUACUACCUACCUAGUAUUUAUUCCCCGUGCGGAGAACGAGCGUGUAUCGGACCGGGGUGUUGGAGGGAAGGCCAUUGCUGUGCCG
Molecule: messenger RNA, 3607 nt
Organism: Daldinia caldariorum
Lineage: Eukaryota; Fungi; Ascomycota; Sordariomycetes; Xylariales; Hypoxylaceae
Product: 2-oxoglutarate dehydrogenase-like protein
Exons: 3
Coding region: 131-3268 (1045 amino acids)
Biological process (GO): tricarboxylic acid cycle
Cellular component (GO): mitochondrion; oxoglutarate dehydrogenase complex
Molecular function (GO): thiamine pyrophosphate binding; oxoglutarate dehydrogenase (succinyl-transferring) activity
Source: RefSeq, a predicted model, not a curated record